Molecule: messenger RNA, 3109 nt
Organism: Physcomitrium patens
Lineage: Eukaryota; Viridiplantae; Streptophyta; Bryopsida; Funariales; Funariaceae
Product: ferric reduction oxidase 6
Cellular component (GO): plasma membrane
Molecular function (GO): ferric-chelate reductase activity
Source: RefSeq, a predicted model, not a curated record
CGCCGCUCUGCUGUGGACGAAGGAGACCCUCCUCAGGUGACUAAGUGCAUGCCAUCAUGCGUUUUGCACUCGCAUUCAUGCGAGCCUGUCUCGUCACGUCUCGUCUCUCAAAAUAAGGACGGACAAAGGUGGUGGUGUAUGAACUGCGCCCACGCGGAAGUUGCAGGAGUUUAGCAAAACUUGUAUUGGUGGCUUGGGCUUGGUCUCGUUAUACCCACCUCUCCGAACUUGGAUGCUCAUCAUGUAGGUGGACGAAUUUUUCAUUGCAACCCCGUGGAGAAGCCCCUGAUCCCCGGUUGCGAGUGCUCGGGUUUCAGUUCGAUGUCUCCCGACAGCCCAGACCUCUUGUCUCGUGAUUGGCGUUGAGUUUGCUGGCUUCUCAUUCCAGCGAAAAAUGGCGACCUCGGAUGGUGAAUUGUCUGCCGAGCUCCUGCCCAGAAAGGAAUUGGCCAACAGGACUGCCACUUAUGAAAGGAGCCUGGCGACGACUGCGCUGAGGUGGGCAAUCUGGCUCUCCAUGUGCGUGGCGCUCGGCAUUUAUCUGGCGUUUUACGUCGCAUGGCCUGUGAAUUCGUUGGAAAGGAUCAGGACGGUGCUGUUGUUUGCGACGGUGGAGAAGAUUGGGCUUAAUGGAACAAUUUUGAUAUUUUUUGGUGCGCCGUUCCUUCUCCUUACGGUGUUUUCGAUAGCAAGCCUGGAGGUCUCGUCGCACAGUCCAGUCUCCAAGAAGAAGGCGAGAGGACGAGCUCCUCUAAAAGCGCAACCAGUGAUCACGGAAGGUUUAAUGGGCAUGGUCUCUGCUGCAGAGCUGCUGUGGAUAGUUUUCUUUCUGGCCAUGUGUCUGUGGAUCAUGGCAAAUUACUUGGUUCCGGACUUCAAAAGGGCAGAGACUGAAAAGUUGAAGCCUUAUGAAUCAGUGUGGGGAAAUAAAAUAAAGUUCAUUGGUCUGCGUCUGGGUUUCAUUGGCAUUGUGUGCUUGAAUUUGCUCUUUCUGCCAGUGGCACGUGGAUCUGUUAUGCUCCGAGCUAUAGACAUCCCAUUUGAACAUGCAACCAAGUACCAUGUGUGGUUGGGUCACUUCAUGAUGGCCGUGUUCACUCUACAUGGUGUGUUCUACGCGGUUGGUUGGUACCUCGAAGGCCAUCUCAUUGCAAAGCUUUUGGAAUGGGAUCCUCAUGCGCUCGCAAAUCUUCCAGGAGUGAUAUCGUUAAUGGCUGGCAUUGCAAUGUGGGUAACAUCGUUUGGGUGGGUACGAAAUAAGUAUUUUGAGCUCUUCUUCUACACCCAUCAGCUGUACAUUAUCUUUGUGCUAUUCAUGGCCUUCCAUGUCAGCGACUUCAUCUCCAACUUUGCUUUCAGCGGGCUUUUCCUCUUUACCUUCGAUCGAUUCCUGCGCUUUUGCCAGUCGCAAAGAAGCACGGGGAUUAUUUCCACAAAGUUGUUGCCGUGUGGAACUUAUGAAUUGGUCAUUGCGAAACCAUCAGGCAUGAAGUACUACGCACUGAGUUUCAUAUUUCUCAAUGUCCGUCAAAUCUCUGUACUCCAAUGGCACCCCUUCAGCGUUUCUUCGAGUCCAUACGACGGAGAUGAUAGGCUAAAAGUGCUGAUCAAGCCCUACGGAGAGUGGACACGUCAGCUGCAGGAUGAGGUCAUCGCUGCUGUGAAAUCAGGACACUGCCCAUUCGACAUCAAAGCUGCUGUUGAAGGCCCUUAUGGCCACGAAUCGGACUACUUUCUUCACUACGAUGCGCUAAUUCUUGUGGCGGGAGGAAUCGGUGUCUCUCCCUUCGUGGCUAUCCUUCGCGACUUACUUCAUCGCUACCAAAGAGAACAAUCCAACCUCCCAUCCGACGUGACCCUAAUUUGGGCAGUACAGAAAUCAGAGGAACUUCAGUUGCUCGAUUUGGUUCCUGCAUCAAAAAUAUGCCCAGAUUACAAUCAGAAGUUUAACCUCCAUGUCCAUGCCUUUGUCACUCGUGAAGAAGGGCCUGCAACUCUGGAGAACUCUGAAACAUCCGAUCCGCAACAGAAGUAUCGAUUCAAAGAAUCUCAGAUUCUUUCUAGUCUGACCAGUGUAGAGGCUUCCAAGAGCCCCAUGUCCAUACUAGUAAGCACUGGAAGCAACUUCUGGAUUAGUGCAAGUUUGCUUGCUUCAUUGCUUGGUUACCUCCUUGCCACGGUUUUAGUCGACCUGUAUGUAUUGCGGCCAAACCAAAAGAAAGGCCUUGAAGCUCCAGGUUCAGAGAUUGGAACAGGUGUGCCACUGUGGAUCAGGGGCCUCCUCAACUUCGUGAAUAUGAUCCUUGGAGUUGUGGUCUUCGGAGGUGCUGUGAUUUCGUUAUGGAACUAUUUUGGUGGUAGAAGAUCAAGUCCUGUUGAGGAUGACGACGGUUCUCAUCUGUUGUCGGAUUCAGACGACAACAGCUCAACACUUGCUGAUGAGGGUGGGGAUCGGCUGGUGCACCCUGACAAUACAACGUUUGGUCAUAGGCCCAACCUCAGAGAGCUUUUCCAAGGUUGUGCGAAGCGCCAACGCCCUGGCACAAACGUAGGGGUGUUAAUAUGUGGCCCGGAGAGCCUGCAGACGAGCGUUGCUGAGACAUGCCGUAGCUUCAACACGGUAGAUUACAAUCCCUACAACGUGGCUUUCAGUUACCAUUCUGUUAGCUUUGACCUCUGAUUCAUUAUCAGACGAAUUGCGACUUAUGUCCUAGUGUUGUACACUAUAAUGGUAGCAGGCCCGUGUAGUUUUAAAAAAAUCUAGUAAAAAUAAUGUAUUUUAUUCGACAGGGCUGUAAAUAAGAUGCCCUUCAGAUAUUUAGAGGCAAAAAAAUGCUGGCUAUUUUGUUUACAUAUGUGCUCUUCACACCUUUUGAGGGAGGGGUAGAAUCUGCUUCACGUUCGGAAAGUCUGAAACACUGCGUUUUCGUUGAUUAAGUCGACCUAGAGCUUAGAAUCUGGUAUUUUGCUUGUAGUGACAAAAUGUCUACGGAAAAAGGAAAAGAAAAAAAGACACUCUGUAGUACAUUGUGAUAGGAUUGCUCUGGUGUGUAUAAUGGCCUCUGAAAUAUUUUGAAGGUAUGCUACAAACCAUGGCAGUAUGCAACUA